Messenger RNA from Coccinella septempunctata (seven-spotted ladybird), 1796 nucleotides. RefSeq names its product all trans-polyprenyl-diphosphate synthase PDSS2 (gene Pdss2). Gene Ontology annotation, cellular component: transferase complex; mitochondrion. Bases 39 to 1304 code for a protein of 421 amino acids. The transcript is spliced from 4 exons. NCBI's taxonomy places the organism in Eukaryota, Metazoa, Arthropoda, Insecta, Coleoptera, Coccinellidae. Gene Ontology annotation, biological process: isoprenoid biosynthetic process; ubiquinone biosynthetic process. The record is from RefSeq and is a predicted model, not a curated record. Gene Ontology annotation, molecular function: prenyltransferase activity.
AGAUUAUUGGUAGACGUCUCUGAAAAAGCAUCGUGAAAAUGUCACUCUCCAAGUUUACCCUGAAUUUGUUUCGAAAAAACGAUAUUUUUCACUCAAGUCGUGCUUCUUUGAGUACUGUUACUUCCAAAAGAGGUUUGGGGUCUGCCCAACCGGAUAUCGAGAAAAAUCCCGAGAAAUACGAUGAUAAGUGGAAUAAGGCCGUUGCAGACGCAGAAAAAUUAGUUGGGCACAAAACAUCUUUGAUUGGAUUGAGAUAUUUACUAAGUGAAGAAGUAGAGAACGUUGCAGUGCAUGUGAGGAAACUAUCGGGUAGUAAACAUCCCCUAGUUAAAACAGUCAAAAAACUGAUAUAUAACGCCAGCAAUAACGUCCAAACGUGGGGUCUAGUGAUACUCUUGAUUUCAAAAGCUCUUGGACACAAUUCAAAAAUAACUGUAACUAAUGCAGAAGCCUGCGCUGGAUAUUUGCAUUCCCAAAGAGCCUUAGCCGAAAUCACCGAGAUGAUCAGAACGAGUCACGUUGUUCACAGAGGACUGAUGAAUCUGUCGAAGGAUAACACGGAAGAAGAAUUGAGGGAUGUGGUUAACGGAAAUAAGAUUGCUUUAUUGAGUGGUGACCACUUACUGAGCACCAGUUGUCUGGAGUUGGCGAAAUUGAAGAAUCAAGAUCUGGUAGAGCUGAUGUCAUCAGCAGUCAGAGACUUAUCGGAAUCGGAGUUCAUCGGCUUGAGAGAUGACCAAAAUCUCCCCUUACCAUCUCCUCCGAGGAAAAAUGGUGUAAGUACAUUCAAGUUGCCAGAAAAUACUUUGGAACCUAUAAAUUCCGGAGAUGCCUUAGGAGUUGCAAGAGCUGAAUGGACUCUUCGAAGCAUUUUGGAAGGAGGGAACCUACUAGGCAAAGCAUGUCAGGGUGCUUUGAUACUAGCAGGACACUCAACUGCCACACAGACACAAGCGUACCGUUUUGGUUUGAACCUCGCCUUAGCUUGGCAAAUACGCUCAGAACUGCUCCCUUUUGCCCCAGGAUUUUCAGACCCAUUUUCUCUAGUUUCUGCUCCAGUAUUGUUCACCUUACAAAACGACCCGGAGUUGUACAAAGAAAUACAGAAAGGCCAACGAAACGUCCAUGAGGUAAAUUAUGAGAAAUUGAGAGGAUGUGUGUUAUCUGGACCUGGCAUUGAAUUGACAAAGGACCUUCUCAAAGAGCAUUGUAAAAAUGCAUAUGAAUUUUUGGGCAAACUGCCAGAUUCAGAUGCAAGAGGGGCAAUGGAAAGCAUGUUAGAUCGUAUAUCUGAUACAAAGUAAUUACUAUCCUUCGAAUAUCCCAUACAUAUAACUAAAUCAGGUAAUUAUAAUUGCUACAAUGACAUUCGUAUAUACUAAAUCACUGAAUGGGAAAGUUGUAGAAGGUGUUGAAAUAUACAGAAAAAUAUUUGAAUGAGAAAGUACCUGAGUUGAUGGGUAAAAUAUAUAAAACAUAUAUUAAACAAUUUCUGUAUGAGAAAUUAUAUAUAUUAACUAUUUAUAAGGUAUUUUAUAAAAUAAGGUGCAUUGUAUUUUGUAUAUGUAGAUCAUAAAAGAUUGUAUAUUUAUUUUUUAUCAAACCAAGAAUUAAUUAUUAUCAAUUAGAACAUCUCACAUAAAAAUAUAAAUCAAGACCAGUGCAAUCUGGCAUUCAGAUUGGACGUCUAUUGGUUGUGCAAAAAGACUGUCAUAUAUGAAUAAUCAACUGAAGCAUGUUCAGCAUUACAUAUCCAAAAAGCUAAGAAAAUGAAAUAAACAUCUGUUUCUACUAUA